GCCAACACGCAAUAAUCCCUAAUUUGUUAGACUUAAGAGAGUACUGGGUAGUCCAUUCUUGGCUAAAAUCAGACAUCAAAUAAAGUUAUGCCAAUUUAAAUUAAUUAAGUCGCAGACAACACACCGAAGCUUGUAGUUUCAUGAAAUCCAAUUAUAGUUUGUCUCUCUAAACUAUAAUUAAACUCUAUAUACAUCAAGAAUUCAGUACUCUUCCAUGCAACUAGUUGCAUGGGCAUAAACGCCGCAUCCGUCCUUAACCACAUCAUUAAUGGCGAACCCACAAUCCCACACAACUCCAAAUUUCCAAAAUCUCAAGAAUCCAAAGCCUUAACUACAACAAUAAUCAACCACUUACGUUUAGGUAGACUUGGAAAAGCUGUAUCUGUUUUGUUCUCAGCUCCAACACCUUUCCCUUUUGCACUCUAUGCUCAUCUCUUUAAACUAUGUGCCUCAAAUAAGGCCAUUGUUGAAGUCCGUAAAGUUGAGUCACAUUUGGUUAGUUUUGCACCAACCCCACCUGUGUUUUUGCUCAAUAGAGCAAUUGAAGCGUAUGGGAAAUGUGGGUGUUUGGUUGAUGCCAGAGAACUGUUCGAUGAAAUGCCUCAAAGAGAUGGUGGUUCUUGGAAUGCUAUGGUUACUGCUUAUUCACAAAAUGGGUAUGCUGGAAAGGCAUUGGGGGUCUUUUUUGAUAUGCAUAGGUGUGGGGUUUUUGCUUCUGAGGUUACUUUUGCGAGUGUUCUUGGUUCUUGUGCGUCUACGUUGGCGUUUUGGGUAUCUAGACAGGUGCAUUGCCUUGUUUUGAAGUAUGGUUUUGGUGGUAAUGUGAUUUUAGGGAGUUCACUUGUGGAUGUGUAUGGGAAGUGUAGGAGAAUGAGUGAUGCAAGGAGAAUGUUUGAGGAAAUUAAGAGACCGAAUGAUGUUACUUGGAAUGUGAUUGUUAGAAGGUAUCUUGAGAUGGGUAAUGGAAAAGAGUCUGUCUUUAUGUUUUUCAAAAUGAUUAGUCUUAAUGCGAGGCCGUUGACAUUUACAGUAUCGAAUGCUCUAGUUGCUUGUUCUAGUUUUAAAGGAUUUCGUGAAGGAAUUCAAAUUCAUGGAUUCAGUAUCAAGAUUAAUUAUGAAGAGGAUGGAGUGGUUUCGUGCUCUCUGAUUGAUGUGUAUGUCAAAUGUGGGGAUGUAGUAAGUGCUCGGACAAUUUUUGACCUGUUGUCCCAUAAAAAUUUGAUUCAUUGGACUUCUGUGGUGUCGGGAUAUGCUAUGAGUGGGAAAACUAGGCAAGCAAGGGAGCUUUUUGAUAGGAUGCCUGAACGCAGCAUAGUUUCAUGGAAUGCAAUGCUAGCAGGAUAUACGCGUAAUUCACAAUGGGAUGAAGCAAUGGAGUUAAUCAUUUUAAUGUGCAAUGAUACGAGCGACAUUGAUCAUAUGACACUAAGUUCGAUCCUAAAUGUUUCUGCUGGGCUUUCAGAUGUUGAAUUGGGGAAGCAGGUUCAUGGAUACAUGUAUAGGCAUGGUUUCUACUCCGACUUGUGUGUUGCCAAUGCGCUUCUUGAUAUGUAUGGCAAAUGUGGGAACUUGAGAAAGGCUAGAGCUUGGUUUUACGAAAUGAGUCAUUUCCGAGAUAUGGUUUCUUGGAAUGUUUUGUUGAGUAGCUAUGCUCGUCAUAGGAUGAGUGAAGAAGCUUUAGUGAUUUUCUGUGAUAUGCUAGGAGAGGCAAUGCCUAGUAAAUUCACUUUUGCUACUAUCUUGGCGGGUUGUGCAAAUAUUUUUGCUCGUGAACAAGGUAAACAAAUCCAUGGGUUUAUGAUUAGAAAUGAUUAUGAUUUGGACAUCGUGAUGAGAGGAGCUUUGGUUGAUAUGUAUUCCAAAUGUCGUUGUCUUGACUAUGCUCUGAAUGUUUUCUUUGAGACUCCUGUGAAAGAUGUUGUUCUGUGGAAUUCUGUGAUGCUGGGAUGUUAUUAUAACAAACAAAGUGAAGCGUUAUUGCAAUUGUUUGAGUUGAUGAAGGAGGACAGAGUGAAGCCAGAUAGUACUACCUUCCAAGCUGUAUUGCUUGCAUGUAUUUCUCAGGGUUGUGUGGAAUUGGGUGGAGAGUAUUUCAAUUCAAUGAGUCAUGAUUACUUUAUUAUACCACAGUUGGAGCAUUACGAAUCCAUGAUUAAGCUAUAUGGUCUGCAUGGAUUCUUUGAUGAGCUUGAAGAUUUUGUUAAGAAGAUGCCAUUUCAACCCACAGCCCUUAUGUUAACAAGAGUUUUUGACUUUUCCAAGGAAUAUGAUAACACACGGUUAGGAAAAUGGGCUGUCAGACAUCUCAAUCUUCUGAAGGACUGAAAUUUUCUAUUCCGUUCUGCUUCAAAGUUAUGGACAAGAUCUAACUUGUAACAAGGUGGGCCAAGGCAAUUGUCACUAGAACAUGUAGACACAAGCCUGCUUGUGCACUUUGGAACUUUUUCAGUGUGCCAGAUUGCUGAAUAUUGCUCUCAGACUAAAUAUUUCACUGGGGCCAAAUACUGCAGAGAAGCAGAUCCCCAGAAAGUGCUUGAACUUAUGAAUAUAUGCAUAAUUCGAGCACAACAAUAUUUUUGAACUGUAAUGCAUAGAAGUUAUUUUUUAGGUGGCCGCCACAUAACUCCUUGUGUUAUGAAAGAUGAUCAUUUGUGGUGGCUUUGGCAUUUUCCACAAGAAGUGGCUGUGUACAGUCAUAAGUUGAUGGUGGUCUCUAACGGAUAUAUAGGGAGCACAUCUUCCUUUCCCAGGGUAAUUUGGGUGGAAGAAAAUGUGUUUGCUUCUUUUUGAUGCGUAUGAAGUUGUACCUACGGCAUUUAAUACGUGCUUAUUUAUGAAAUCACUUUUUUUUUCCAAUAAAACUAAUUUAAUUUUCUCGGUUUUCCCAGUGCUCGGCGACCGUUUCACCUUUACCUGAAAGGUUUUACUGAAAUGUUUAGAAUAGAUGGUUCUUGAAGCCAGCACACUUUCACGUGCAUUAUCCUGCUUAUGGGACAUAGCGCAGCCCACCCAAUUUGAGACUUCAUUUCACAAUUCAUGGUUCAUGGGUUGACCUUUCAUGGUCAAGAUGGUAUUUCAAAGGGAUCUCUUGAGUUCUAGGAGUGUCAUAUCACAAAUGGGGUAUCGUCUGGACAGAAGCAGACCGAUGACCAAUGGAGAAGGAAAGCUAUUCAAUUAAACAACAAUUUGAGGUCAAUUCCCUACAGAUGGUGGAUCUAUUAUUCUGACAAGGUUGCUUCAAAGAAACUGGGGACAACAGGCUUUUCGCUUGAGCGUGGUAGAACUAGUCUAAGGUGAUCAUGGGCGAAGAAAUUGGUUCUUAAUUAAGAUGUAUAAGUUAUGUGUGUGAAAGAGCCAUUGUAUGAGGAUUGCACUCCCGUUGCUAUCAUUGAACCAGCGGAAAAGACUACUCGCAUAGAUGGGUGAAAAGAUGAUGUUGGUUAAGCUGACUUCAGGAUUCUUCUUACUUUAUCUGACCGGAGGCCAACAGACGAGUUCAUUGUAGUCCUGCAAGCAGUGGAACAAGGCUGGGUGAUCGCAAUAAGUCUAGUUCUAAGUCAUGUCGGAAGGUAAAAAAACAGCAAACGCAAGUGCAUUUAGGAGCUACAAAUCUGCUAUGGGGGAAGGGAAGGUCUUUAAAUUUUGUUUUGAUUAAGUUUAAAGUGAUUUUUUACUACAAGUUAGGCUUCUUUUUCUUUCUCUACGGAGAAAGAAAACGUAGAAUUUUUAAGGGUGUAGAACACCUUUUUCGUAGAGUUAAUUUUUCUUUUUUGCUAUUUAGACUUUAGCUCAUUUUUAUGCUGGAUUGGAAAGAUCAUUUCCUUGCUACUUUUGUGUUGGCUAGAUAUCAGAGGUAAUAGUGUUGUUGUCGGAAA
Messenger RNA from Lycium ferocissimum, 3875 nucleotides. RefSeq names its product pentatricopeptide repeat-containing protein At3g26540. The transcript is spliced from 3 exons. Lineage: Eukaryota; Viridiplantae; Streptophyta; Magnoliopsida; Solanales; Solanaceae. The record is from RefSeq and is a predicted model, not a curated record. Gene Ontology annotation, cellular component: intracellular membrane-bounded organelle. Gene Ontology annotation, biological process: RNA modification. Gene Ontology annotation, molecular function: protein binding; RNA binding. The coding region runs from base 229 to 2325 and encodes 698 amino acids.